Molecule: messenger RNA, 3360 nt
Organism: Ochlerotatus camptorhynchus
Lineage: Eukaryota; Metazoa; Arthropoda; Insecta; Diptera; Culicidae
Gene: Cpr76Bd
Product: Cuticular protein 76Bd
Exons: 3
Coding region: 191-2839 (882 amino acids)
Source: RefSeq, a predicted model, not a curated record
AGCCAUCAGUAGUAGUUUUAGGUUGCUCUACGCUAACGUAGAGCUUUUUUCACGUUCGUUGCGUGUUUUGUCCGUCGAUCGAGUGGGUCCUUACGUUUUCGGGAACUUUGUGUUCUAGUUCUGGCCGUGCGUGUAAAGUGCGUUUCGUUCGAAUUUCAGCUGAAAAUUUGGUGAAUUUAUCGUCGUCAACAUGAAGCUUUUCGCUGCAAUCUUGAUUGUAGCCUUAGCAGCACCUAGUUUAGCGAACCCAGCCCCUGAUUGUCCACCCGGUGGACAUGGCUACGCCUACCCAGCACCAGAAGUACAACUAUCCGUGGGUAAAGCCAUCAAUUCCGUGAGCGUCACGCCUGGAUUCUCAUCCUACUCGGUAGGUGGCGCCGUCAAGUACGCCUCUGUUGGACCGUCGUACAACUCGUACGAGGCUUCCCCAGCAUACUCUGCCCAUGGACUUGGAUCCGACCUGAAGAUCUCAAGCUACGUUCCGGCCGUCAAGACCGUUGCUGCCAGCCCUGGCGUAGUCUACGCUGAUAAAACGUCGUUCGCUUCAUAUGCGGCUCCUGCUUAUGUUGCUCCAGCUGUAGCUACCAAAGUGGUUUCUGCUGCACCAGCUUAUGUUUCGAGCGAAUAUCAGCCCGCGGCUAAAACGUUCGUAUCGUCUGGACCAGCAUACUCAUCGUAUUCUGCUUCACCAGCUGUUUCAUCCUAUUCUGCUACUCCCGCUGUAUCAUCCUACGUUUCUACGCCAGGUGUAAGCAAAUUCGUAAGCUCUCCAGGCUAUAGUUAUUCUGCUGCUGCUCCAGUCGCCAAAGUCGCCACCUAUGCUUCCCCAGCAGUAAGCUACGCUGCUCCUGUUGCUAAAUACGCUACCUACGCCGCUCCUGUUGCCAAGGUUGCCACUGUCGCUGCUCCAGCCGUUAGCUACGCUGCUUAUGCUCCAGCCACCAAAGUUUCCUAUGCUGCUCCAGCAUCCUACGCCUCAUCUUACGCAACUACUUCUAAGGUUGCAUAUGCCGCUCCAGCUAGUUAUGCCUCCUAUGCCGCUCCAGCUAGUUAUGCCUCCUACGCCGCUCCAGCUAGUUAUGCCUCCUAUGCCGCUCCAGCUAGCUAUGCCUCAUAUGCCGGUCCAGCUGCCAAGGUAGCCUAUUCCGCCCCAGCUAGCUAUGCCUCCUAUGCCGCUCCAGCUACCAAGCUAGCUUAUGCCGCCCCAGCUAGUUACGCCAGCUAUGCUCCAGCUGCGAAGGUAUCCUAUGCCGCCCCAGCUAGUUAUGCCAGCUAUGCUCCAGCUGCCAAGGUAGCCUAUGCCGCCCCAGCCAGUUAUGCCGCCUAUGCUCCAGCUACAAAGGUAGCCUAUGCUGCUCCAGCUGUCAGUUAUGCUUCUGCUACUCCUGCAGUUACCAAAUACGUCUCCACACCAGCUGUUUCCUCGUACUACUCUACCCCCGCUGUUACUAAGUAUGCCGCGGCUCCAGCUGUCUCUACAUCCUAUGUUUCUGCUCCAGCCGUUGCAAAGGUUGCCACUUAUGCUGCCCCUGCUGUGACUAAUUAUGCGCCGUACUCUACGCAUUCAUAUGCCCCAGCCGUUUCAUCUGCAUACGUUUCGGCUCCACUUGUUUCGAAAGUUAGCUACGCUGCUCCUGCUGUUGCUAAAUAUGUCUCCUCCCCAGCCAUCUCAGCUUACUCUGCCACUCCUGCUGUUUCAUCUUACUACUCUACCCCAGCCGUCUCCAAAGUAGUAUCCAGCCCUGCGUAUGCCUCGUACGUUUCGGCACCAGCUGUUGCCAAGUUUGCCACUGGUCCAGCUUAUUCGACUUCGUACGUUUCGGCACCAGCUGUUGCCAAGGUUGCCUCUGGUCCAGCUUACUCCGCUGCCUAUUAUGGUCCUGCUGUAACGAAGUAUGCUGCUGCUCCAGCCGUUUCCAGCGCUUAUGUGUCAGCUCCAGCCGUUUCCAGCGCGUAUGUGUCGGCUCCAGCCGUUACCAAGUAUGCCACCGUACCGGCAGUAUCGUCCGCAUAUGUUGCACCAACCAUUACAAAAUACGCUUCUGCUCCAGCCGUUUCCAGUGCUUAUGUCUCAGCUCCAGCUGUUGCCAAAUAUUCAACCGGUCCAGCUUAUGCUUCAUAUAGCGCUGGUCCAGCUUAUUCUGCGUACAGUGCCGGUCCAGCUGUGUCCAAAUUAGCUGUUGGUCCAGCAGUUUCCGCAUACAGUUCUGGUGCAGCUUUCUCUAAGUUGGUGUCCGGACCUGCCUAUUCUAGCUAUGUUAGCACUCCAGCAGUCUCUAAGGUUAUCGCCACUCCCGCUGUGGCUGCAUACAGCGCUUCUCCAGCUUACUCAGCCUACUCGGUAGGCCCAGCCGUUACGAAAUUCGCUGCCGGUCCUGCAUAUGCUGACUACUCAACUACUGGUGCCUCUCACGGAUACUAUGCUGGACCAGCUGUAUCAUCUGCCCAUUACGGAGGAAUCCGAUACGCCGCUGCCGCUGCCCCUGCCUACACAGCUACCUACGCUGCUCCUGCCGCUACAAUUGUCAAAUCCGUCGUACCAGCGACUAUUUUGAAAACCGUUGCUGAGAAGCAUGACGAAUACUACGAUGACCAUCCACGAUAUGCCUUCGAGUACGGAGUAAACGAUCCACUGACCGGUGAUAACAAGCACCAGCGAGAGGAACGCGACGGAGAUGUCGUUCGCGGACAGUAUUCUCUAGUCGAACCCGACGGCAACGUGCGUACCGUUGACUACUACGCGGACUGGGCCACCGGAUUCCACGCCACUGUGACCAACAGCCGAGACCAGGUCCACGCGACCAAAGUGCUAGGAAAACGUGCCGUAGUGAAAGCGUAAGCGCGGUCCACUCUUGCCACCUAUUGAACCACGACAUAAAUGUGUAUAAAUGUUUUGUUAGUUAGGAAGUAAGUAACGAAAAAGUGCCCAAGCAAAUUAUUUAUUGAUCGAAGUAAUAUGCCAGCUAUUAGCCAGAAAGAGUGACGAAGAACAUUUUUUAAUUGAUCGUUUGUUUUCAUAUCAUUCUUCAAGCUACAUUCUCCGUUUAGUCCAAAUUUAUUCUUUAAUUUCCGUGUAAAUACUAAUUCCUAUCGAAAGACCUACGUCCAUCACCCCCAUUCCUUACUCAGUGAUGAAUUGCCCUCUUCUCUCCUUUCCUUGAACCAUUUGUCUUUGAUUCGUAACACCACGCCUAAAAAAAAUCGACUUCUACGCCAGAAUGCCAGCAAGAGUAACGAACAGCAAGUAUUUGUUUCAUUCAAAUGGAAAACGCAUGAUUUCAAUGUGAUAAAUGUGUCAUAAAAUAUUAUUUGUAUUUUGUCUAAAGAAAAGAAAACUGAAAUAAAAAAAAAAACAUCAAA